Molecule: messenger RNA, 267 nt
Organism: Phytophthora nicotianae INRA-310
Lineage: Eukaryota; Oomycota; Peronosporomycetes; Peronosporales; Peronosporaceae
Exons: 2
Coding region: 1-267 (88 amino acids)
Biological process (GO): fatty acid metabolic process
Molecular function (GO): fatty-acyl-CoA binding
Source: RefSeq, a predicted model, not a curated record
AUGUCUGACCUCAAGGCCGACUUCGAAGCCGCCGCCGCGCUCGUGAAGACCUUCACCAAGAACCCAACCAACGACGAGAAGCUCGCCCUCUACGCUUACUACAAGCAGGCCACCGUGGGUGACAACACGACGCCUGCCCCUGGCAUGUUCGAUCUGACGGGCAAGGCCAAGUGGAACGCCUGGAACGCCAAGAAGGGUGUGUCCACGGAGGACGCCAUGAAGGCCUACAUCGCUGAGGUGGAGAAGCAGAAGGCUGUCUACGCCUGA